Molecule: messenger RNA, 573 nt
Organism: Dracunculus medinensis (Guinea worm)
Lineage: Eukaryota; Metazoa; Nematoda; Chromadorea; Rhabditida; Dracunculidae
Source: the annotation of a GenBank genome assembly
AUGUCGAAAAUUCCGGUACUGUAUUCAUAUUGGAGAAGCUCUUGCUCAUGGCGUGUACGUAUAGAUUUCUUAAAAAUCAAUCCAUUUGGUAAAGUUCCCGCAUUUGUUCAUAACGAUGUGAUCUUUGUUGAAAGCCUAGCAAUCCUUGAAUAUUUGGAAGAAAAUUUUUCGGAUCGUUCGCCACUCUUACCAAAGGAUAGCACAGAACGGGCGAAAGUACGAGCCAUUAUUAUUGCUGAUAUACAGCCAAUUCAGAAUAUCGGAGUUUUAAAAUAUAUUAACGAUAAUUUCGAUGGUCAAGAAGUGAGCAAAAUAUGGGCAAAACGAUGGAUAGAAAGUGGCUUCCAAAAACUCGAGAAGAUGCUUCACAUGACAGCCGGAAGCUAUUGUUUUGGUGAUUCGAUCACUCUCGCCGACGUCUGCUUGGUACCUCAGGUAUAUAACGCUCAAAGGUUUGGCGUUAAUCUAGAAAAUUUUCCGACGAUUAAAAGGAUCAAUGAAGCAUUAUUAACUGUGCCAGCCAUCAUGAAAAGCCAUCCAGAUCGCCAACCAGAUGCUCAGUUGAAUUUAUAA